This is a messenger RNA of Durotheca rogersii, 780 nucleotides long. RefSeq names its product proliferating cell nuclear antigen. NCBI's taxonomy places the organism in Eukaryota, Fungi, Ascomycota, Sordariomycetes, Xylariales, Xylariaceae. Gene Ontology annotation, cellular component: PCNA complex. Gene Ontology annotation, molecular function: DNA binding; DNA polymerase processivity factor activity. Gene Ontology annotation, biological process: translesion synthesis; leading strand elongation; regulation of DNA replication. The transcript is spliced from 4 exons. The record is from RefSeq and is a predicted model, not a curated record. Bases 1 to 780 code for a protein of 259 amino acids.
AUGUUGGAGGCUAGACUCGAGCAGGCACAGGUCCUCAAGAAGGUGGUGGAUUCUAUCAAAGAUCUCGUGCAGGACUGCAACUUCGACUGCAAUGACUCGGGCAUCGCGCUGCAGGCUAUGGACAACUCCCACGUGGCCCUGGUGUCGAUGAUGCUCAAGGCCGAGGCCUUCUCCCCCUACCGUUGCGACCGGAACAUCGCGCUCGGAGUCAACCUCGUCUCCCUAACCAAGGUCCUACGUGCGGCACAGAACGAAGAUAUCCUCACCCUCAAGGCCGAAGACGCGCCCGACUCGCUGAACCUCGUGUUCGAGAGCAGCGAGAACGACCGCAUCAGCGAGUACGACCUCAAGCUGAUGGACAUCGACCAAGAACAUCUGGGCAUCCCCGAGACCGAGUACGCGGCCACGGUCUCGAUGCCUUCGGCCGAAUUCCGGCGCAUCUGCACUGAUCUCAUGGCCAUGUCGGAAUCUGUGACGAUCGAGGCGAACAAGGACGGCGUCAAGUUCUCUUGCAAUGGCGACAUCGGCAACGGAUCCGUCACGUUGCGAAGUCAUCAGAACGUCGACAAGCCGGAGCAGAACAUCGACAUCGAGCUGACGGAGUCGACCUCUCUGACCUUCUCCCUCAAGUACCUGGUCAACUUCUGCAAAGCCCAGGCGCUGUCUACCAACGUCAAGAUCUGCCUGUCCAACGAGGUGCCACUGCUGGUGGAGUACGGGCUGUCCGGCAGCAGUUAUCUACGGUUCUAUCUCGCGCCCAAGAUCGGCGACGAGGAGUAA